Molecule: messenger RNA, 5547 nt
Organism: Vicugna pacos (alpaca)
Lineage: Eukaryota; Metazoa; Chordata; Mammalia; Artiodactyla; Camelidae
Gene: HROB
Product: homologous recombination factor with OB-fold
Biological process (GO): recombinational repair
Source: RefSeq, a predicted model, not a curated record
GGAGACUUUGCAGUGGCGGCAGCUUCGAAUGCGGCCUAGGGCGCCGGCCCCAGCUUCCCAGGGACCCUCCCCGGGGCCCUCUCGGCUUGCAGAGACGCCUCUUUCCGACUUCGUCCCAGAGACACCGUCGUCCGGGCUCCAAACCUCCCUCCUGGGGCCAAACCCGAGGGCCCCGUGACCCCUAGAGUUGGGGUCAGCCCGGCCAACCCGCUGGCCGAAGCCCACCGACCGUCGCCAUGGCCUGCAGUCUGCAGAAGCUGUUUGCUGUGGAAGAGGAGUUUGAAGAUGAGGAUUUCUUGUCUGCCGUGGAAGAUGCAGAGAACCAGUUUGCUCGCUCACGGCCUGUGAAUACAGGGUGCCUGAGAUCUGUCUCUUCCCGGCCACAGGACGCUGGGCAGGCACAGGCUCCCGGGCAGCUGCUGCCAUGUCCUGCUGCUCCUUCAGAGGCCUUGGGCCUGCCAGCCCUGGGACACCACCUCCCUACCUCCAGCAUGCCCAGGGCAGUCGGGGGUCCACUUUCCACAGGAACAGCUCCCCUCGGGCCUGUCUUUUCACCCAGCAGCUGGACUGGGAAUCAGAGAAGAGUGACCCUGACAGAAGUGCUCAAAGAGCCAGCCAGACCCCAGUCCUCAGCCUCCCACCCCCAGCUCACUUUAGAGAGCAAACGGCAGGUGAUUGGUGGCUUUGAGGGGCCUGAACAAGAUGAAUUUGAUGAAGUCCUGGCAAGCAUGGAGCUCGAGGGGCCCAACAUGGAGCUGGAACUUGGAGUUAGCAGAGAGGCCACCUGGCAGCAGGAGGACUCAACACUGGCUAAAAAGGCCCGAGUAGCUGAUCUGAGCAGAUCUUGCCAGAAUGGGCCCAUGCCUGCCACCCACAUAACUGGUGUUGUAUCAGCCCAGGGUGAGCCUCCAGAUCCCGUUGUGCACUGGAGGACUCCACAGCCUCACCUGAGACCUGGUGCUACGGGUAGCUUUCCUGUCCCAACUGCUUCAAUGGUUUGUGCUCAGCAAUCCCACCGGGAGGUCUCUCCCAGAGGUGCUGCUCUUCGAGCACCCCAGCCUCUCCAUGCUGCUGGCAGGCCUGUUCAUAGCAGCCCUCAAACUCGUUUCCCUGGUCAGCCAUUCCAGUCUCCAAACACCUGCUUAAGUGGCAAACCUCAUUUUCCCAGACCACGAACUCCCAACUCAAGCUGUGCUACUCCCUCAAGGACCAUCUCUGGAUUAUUUCCUCGGGGGCCCUUACAAACCCAAGCUCCAGCAUCUCCUGUCGUGUCUCCUGUCCGUACCCCAAAGGGCCCUCGUCCCUCCCUGGUCCCUCAAGCAGCUCUGCAGACACCGGUAGUCACCAACCACCUGGUGCGGCUGGUCACUGCUGCCAGCCGGACACCCCAGCAGCCCACCCACCCCACCACCUGUGCCAAAACGCGCCGCUUUCCUGGCCCAGCAGGGCUCCUGCCUCACCAGCACAGUGGGAAAAAUCUGGACGACAUCAUGGUUUCCACGCCCCAGACUCCGACUCACGGUGCUCUGGCUAAAUUCCGGACAGAGAUUGUUACUAGUUCCCAGGCAUUGGUGGAAGAAGAUUUUGGGCGAGGACCCUGGCUGACCAUGAAAUCUGCUCUGGGCCUGGAUGAGAGAGACCCCACCUGUUUCCUCUAUACCUACAGCAUCAUCAUGGUGCUGCGGAAGGCAGCCCUGAAGCAGCUUCCCAGGAACAAGGUCCCCACCAUGGCGGUGAUGAUCAAGUCCCUGACUCGGAGCACAAUGGAUGCCAGUGUGGUUUUCAAGGACCCCACAGGAGAGAUGCAGGGCACAGUGCACAGGUUGCUGCUGGAGACGCGCCAGAAUGAGCUGAAGCCUGGCUCAGUGCUGCUGCUAAAACAGAUUGGAGUGUUUUCUCCUUCGCUCCGAAAUCACUACCUCAAUGUGACGCCCAACAACCUGGUCCACAUUUACAGCCCAGAUCCUGGGGAUGGGAACUUCCUGAAGCCAUCUCAGCCCUUCCCCAAGGAUCCAGGAAGCUUCCAUGACAGCCUCCAGCACGAGACUGUGAAGCCUGGGAAAGGCCUCAGGACAGCACAGAACCCAGAGGCAGGGGCAUCCCCUGAGAAAGAACUCCCAGAGGCAGAUGACCUGGAUGGACUCCUGAGUGAGCUCCCGGAGGACUUCUUCUGUGGGACCAGCAGUUGGGAGCGUCCCAAGGCCGGGCACCCACCAUGAGCCAGCAGCCUCUCAGCACCCAGGCAAGGCUCUGGUUGUAUCUGAUCAUGUCCCAGAGGGAGAGGAAGACCAGCACAAUUGGAGAACAGACAAAGCUCAGGACUUCUGUGCCCCCACGCUGGACACUUUCCUGCAGAACAUCCUCAUCCCCCGGAUUGUGCACUGCUGUCACUUUGGUCUUCCUUUGGUGUACCAGAACUCUGCCAAGGAUUGGCUCUCCAGCCCUACUACCCUCCAAGCCUUUGGGUGCAUGGUUCCUUCUCCUCCUGCCAACAGGGAAGUGUGUCCCUCCCCUACCUCCGCCUGACUUUAGAGGAUGUUGGGCCUGGGCCCUUUACUCCCUAGUCCCCAGACAGCUGAGGUGCCAGGAGGCACCACACCAUAGCAGUGGCGACCUGUCCUUCAGGACAAGGCAGGAACACACUCAGACUUCCCUCUGCUUUGUCUCUUGAGGCCUGUAGCUGCCCAGGUCACCUGUGCCCAGGGCUCCCAGGUGCGGGGGCAGGGGUGUGGCUGCAGCGCCUUAUUCUGAAAUAAAGCAGCCGCGUGCUUCACCUGCCUCCCUCUCUUUUCUAGCCUUGCAGCUCUUUGUCCUGCCACCGGUGCUCUGGCCAGGGCAGAGCCACACUACUUGCUUUCUUUCUCUGUCUUUUUUUUUUAUAAACUUUUUCUUUUAGACAGGUUUAGGUUUACAGAAUUAUUGCAGAGAUAUCAGGGAGUUCUCAUAUACCCCACACCCAGUUUCCCCUCUUGUUGCCACUUAAGUAUGUUAGGAUGGUAGAUUGUGACAGCAAAAGAACCAGAACCAGUAUUGAUACAUUAUUAUUAACUGAACCUCCAACCUUUAUUCACAUUUACUUAGUUUCCCCCUGAUGUCCUUUUUCUAUUCCGGGACCCCACAUUACAUUUAGUCAUCCUGUCUCUUUAGGCUUCUCUUGGCUGUGGUAGUUUCUCAGACUUUCCUUGUGUUUUAAUGACCUUGACAGGUUUGAGGAGCACAGGUCCAGCAUGUUGUAGGAGGCCCCUCUGUUGGAAUUUGUAUGAUUUUUUUUGUGUGUGUGAUUAGACAGGUUAUGUUUUUUGGAGAGGAGGACGACAGAGGUAAGGUAUUGUUCUCACUGUAUCACAUCAAGGGUUGAUGUUGACCUUGAUCACCUGGCUGAGGUAGGGUUUGGCAGGUUUGCUGGGUUUUUCCACUGUCAAGUUACUCUUUUUCUCCCUUUCCAUACGAUGUUCUUUGGGAGAAAGUCACUAUGUGCCGCCCACACUUAAGGAAUGAGUUAUGAUCUACCUCCUGAAGGGCAGGACAUCUACAUGGAUUACUUGGAAUUCUUCUACAUGGGAGAUUGGCUUCUUCUCCCUUACUUUUUGUUCAAUCACUCAUUUAUUAUCAGUAUGGACUCAUGGAUAUUUAUUGUAUACUUUGAGUUAUAAUCCAAUACUACUUUAAUUUGUUGCCAAGCAACUCUUCGUCACUGUAGCUUCUUUGUACCACCUUUCAGACAGGAGUUAGACAAGGGUCCUAGGGGGGAUGUAAAAGGCCUAAUUAUACUAAAUUGCCAACCAAACCUUUUUUCCUUUGUGGAAUGAAAGGAAGAAAGGAAGAUUCUCUCAACACAUGGUUGAGGGGGUGCGGGUUAAAGACCCCAGUUUGAUGGCCAGCCUUGCCUUCCUCUGCCUCAGCCUUCAAUAGGGAGCUGUGAGUUGGGGCCUCCAAUGGCCUUGGUACUGCCCUGGGGGAAGGCAUUAGUCUCCCUUUUUCCAAGAGAGGCUGAUCCCGUGGAUCCCAGUCUCAAGGCUGAAGUGAGCAAGGAACUCCAUGUUCAGCUGGCUGCUGGUGGCAGUGGGGCCCUGUUCUGGAAGGCUUUUGUGGCCCAAGCUAAGGAGCAAAAAGGGGCACAAUCACCAGCACCCUGCCCUUUCACAUUCCCGUUUCGUCUCCCUACCUGAGCACGCCACGCACGUCUUUCUCUUCCCCGCACCACUAACUCCCCAGCUCCGCCUCAGUAGCUCAGGUCUGAGCCAGGGCCUGUCGACUCUGGUGGUCUUCCUGCACCUAAGCCAACUGCCCGGCCCCGGCCCGUGGCACUGGUCCCCACUCAGCCCCCUUGAGCCCUGGUCUCUACUGUUUGCAAUCCUGAUGGAUGUCCUGGUUUCUCCUGUGCUUCAUCCCCCAAUAGGCUCUGAGCUCCCGGGGGCCUGCAGUCACCUGGCACUGUCCCCGCCAGUAACACUGGGCUCCCUGUGGGUUCAUGUGUGGGCUGAAGUAAAGGCCACGGGAAGGUAAUGCUGAGGACAGUUUUUCUGGCCUCAGGAAGUUAAGGCGAAGGACAGGAGACAACACACGGUGUCUCUGGGGACAGAGCUGUAGUUACAGCACCCUCAGGCUUAUGACAGAAAGGCUGCAGAGACUGGCGAGGUCAGCGCAGCUGCAGGCCCCACUCGCCAUGACUAUCCUGUGCCUCAGGAGAAGGGGACUCCCACUUCACCUUGGUCCCUCUUGGCCCCAACCCAGACUUGCCGGCUCUCAACCCUGGGAACCCAGCUGUGGGUGCUCAGCCAGGCCAUUGGCGGGGCAAUUAAUACACAGAAUGGGUGCCAACAGGGUUAAUCACAGCCACAUUUACAGAGGUGCCUUUCUCUGAGGAUCUCCAAGCCCUCGCCAGGCAUGACCUCAUUGCUCCUCUGGGAUUCCCCCACCCUGGGACACCACCAAGAAGCCGGGGCCGGAGUGGGUGAACAACAGGGUAAGGGCAGAGCCGGAAACAGCCCAGGCUGCUGCCACCCACUUGGGCAGGCAGAUGAGUGUUUGCUCUGGCAGAGAACAGGGGCCCUCAGUCAAUGCGCUACACAUAAGAGGCCGGCCUGCGACAAGCCAAGUGCUGCUGAACACCACAUCAAGACCUAUUGUGUGCCAGGCCCUGCUGGGUACCAGGACCUCCAGUGAUUAAAUGCAGGUCCUGCUCUGCAGCCCACCUCCAGCGCGGCAGGCUGUCAUCUACAGGACAUGGGGACAGGUUCUUGACAAAGGGCACAUGAAGUCCUCCUGGAGCUGACGGGGAGUGGCUGGAACUGCUGGGGUGGGAGACCCAAGCUGCUGUAGGGAUGUCUCCCAGGGCAGGUGACCUUUGAGGUGGACUUUGAGGAAUGAGUCAGAGGGAAUUCCAAGCAGAGGGAAUGGCAGGGAAGGGCGAGGAGCCGUGCUGAGGCCAAACCAAGGAAUUGGGGCUUAGUGGGAGAGGGCAGGGUUCGGAAGUCAGCUGACGCUUUCAAGCUCAGGAAUGAACUGGUCUAGACAAGUCAUUCCGUGCGGGAGAGGGACAGAGGG